Panthera uncia (snow leopard) is the source of this 1579-nucleotide messenger RNA. It is a transcript of the gene AMN, whose product is annotated as amnion associated transmembrane protein. Gene Ontology annotation, cellular component: endocytic vesicle; apical plasma membrane. The record is from RefSeq and is a predicted model, not a curated record. Lineage: Eukaryota; Metazoa; Chordata; Mammalia; Carnivora; Felidae. The coding region runs from base 85 to 1407 and encodes 440 amino acids. Gene Ontology annotation, biological process: receptor-mediated endocytosis; intracellular protein localization. The transcript is spliced from 11 exons.
UGCCCCGGGCUCUGUGACCAACCUUCUUCCUCCUGGGGGUUGGGGCGUCUGAGCGGGAAGCACUUAGUCACCCCCUCCCCAGCGAUGACCCGCGCGGCCUACAAACUCUGGGUCCCCAACACCAACUUCGAAGUGGCCACCAACUGGAGCCAGAACCGGACCCCGUGCGCAGGCGCUGCCGUCGCGUUCCCGGCAGACAAGAUGGUGUCGGUCCUGGUGCGGGAAGGUCACAGCAUCUCCGACAUGCUCCUGCCGCGGGACGGGGAGUUCGUCCUGGACUCGGGAGCUGGCUUCGGCGCGGCGGACGCGGGCAGGGACCCGGACUGCGGCGCAGCCGCCCCCGCGCUCUUCCUCGACCCCGACCGCUUCUCGUGGCACGACCCGCGCCUGUGGCGCUCCGGGGGCGCGGCGCGCGGCCUCUUCUCCGUGGACGCCGAGCGCGUGCCCUGCCGCCACGACGACGUCGUCUUCCCGCCCGACGCCUCCUUCCGGGUGGGCCUCGGCCCCGGCGUCGGGCCCGUGCGCGUCCGCAGCGUCUGGGCCCUGGGCCAGACGUUCACGCGCGACGAGGACCUGGCCGCGUUCCUGGCGUCCCCCGCCGGCCGCCUGCGCUUCCACGGGCCGGGCGCUCUGAGCGUGGGUGCCGAGGCCUGCGCCGACCCGUCGGGCUGCGUCUGCGGCAACGCCGAGGUACAGCCGUGGAUCUGCGCCGCCCUGCUCCGGCCCCUGGGCGGUCGCUGUCCCCCGGCCGCCUGCCGUGACGCCCUCCGGCCCGAGGGGCAGUGCUGCGACCUCUGCGGAGCCAUCGUGUCGCUGACCCACGGCCCCACCUUUGACAUUGAGCGGUACCGGACGCGGCUGCUGCGAGGCUUCCUGCCCCAGUACCAGGGGCUGCAAAUGGCCGUGUCCAAGGUGCCGCGCCAGAACGCAGGCGCCGAGGCAGACACGGAGAUUCAGGUGGUGCUGGCAGAGACCGGGCCCGACGGGACGGGCGGCGCGGGGCGGCUGGCACGUGCCCUCCUGGCGGACGUCGCCGAGCACGGCGAAGGCCUGGGGGUCCUGUCCGCGGCAGUUCGGGAGUCGGGCGCGCCGGUCGGGGACGGCUCCGCAGCGGGACUGGAAAGUUCGGGAAUGCGCGCGGGGCUGGCAGGCGGCGUGGCGGCGGGGCUGCUCCUGCUGCUGCUGGCGCUGCUGGCGGGGGCGCUGUUGCUGCGUGGCGCUAGGAGCUUCAGGUGGAGUAGGCGCGACGAAGCGGCCCCAGCGCCCUUCGUGGCGCCCUUGGGCUUCUCCAACCCGGUGUUCGACGUGGCGGGCUCAGUGGAGCCGCCUUCCGCCCCACAGGUGGAAAACAGCAGCGUCAGCCGCAGCUACUUCGUUAACCCUCUUUUUGCCGAGGCGGAGGCCUGAGCCCCCGUGUGACUGGCCAGCCCCCCUUCUGCCCUCCGCCGCCCCAUUUCGAGAAAUGUACGGGUCCCUGACAUUAAAAGAUCUCUGUUCCCUUUUCCACACUCCUUGUCCCCAGCCCCUGCAGACCAAGGACGGGGUGGCUUUGCCCAAUAAAGGGGUUUCUUGCACCUGC